Asterias rubens (European starfish) is the source of this 3345-nucleotide messenger RNA. RefSeq names its product protein DD3-3-like. NCBI's taxonomy places the organism in Eukaryota, Metazoa, Echinodermata, Asteroidea, Forcipulatida, Asteriidae. The record is from RefSeq and is a predicted model, not a curated record. The transcript has 14 exons. Bases 85 to 2022 code for a protein of 645 amino acids.
AUAGCUUCAUUUAAGAACUACAGGCGCCGUCGCAUUGGAUAUCGAACUGUAGUUUAUCAACCAGCCACGAACCAGACUGCCACGAUGCCACGAUUUGUUGCAGUCUUGCUGCUGGCGGCGCUGGUCAGCGUCCAGGCAGACGUGUUCUUCCAUAACCCCAGAGGUUCCAACAACAGGUUAAACGAAAACACUGCCAAUCGUAAAAGCAACAACAGAAUGUUCGACUCGCAGAAUAAUAACAAAGGCGGCUACAAUGCGGGAGAUGCCAAGUCUACGCCCGCCGCCAAAGAGGAAGGCCAAUACCGAAUGAAAUACUUUGCAAGUGGUUCAAGCGGCAAGAGUCACAUGACUGUCGAAUGGACCAAUCAGCACGGCUGCGGGGGAAACGCUAAUGUCAACUGUAACGUUGUACUACAGUAUAUGUGCCAGCCAGACUCAGUCACUGCUACAGGUAAUGCUGACACUUUUCGCAAUGGAUUCGCAACCGUCAGACAGGCGUAUGGAAAGCUCACCGAUUCCAACGAGAAGAAGUCUCGAGCAGAUAAACGUAAAUUCAACUCAGUCAAGCAGGAUCGUGGAGUGCAUGAGAAAUGGGAUUGGUAUGACAAGUGCUUUGCCAGGGAACGUAACGCUGGUUUGUUCACCGCUGAUCAAAAACUUAAAGCCGACAAUGGACUUGGAUACAGCUCCUCAAUCUACACCCGCCAGAAUAACAAUGGCGGUAGAAAUGGCUAUGAGUGUCCAGAGGAGAGGGACUAUUACCCUUAUUGGCACCCCUCCCCCUGGACAGAUAUUGCCGUAUUAGUCGAUGAUAAAAACUUGUGUGGAUAUUAUCAGUCGGAGAGCUAUAAUGUGCAGCAGAAAUACGAAUGUGUGGAGCAGUACCCAGACGGCUCCGGUAGGAAACACUGGUCACGAUGGAACAAUCAGCAAGACUGUACCAAUAAUGGCGGUCAAUGGCUGGCUUUUACUAACUACCUAGAGAAAGCUACACAAUUCAACAGCCAGGCCGAUUGUGAAGCAAGUAGUUCCAAUGGGAUUCAGUAUGUAUGGGGUCGACCAGAAGGAGAAGAGGAUGAACAGUGUCUGGUGGCCCUAGAUGCUCCUGAGUGUCUGUCAUCUCCAACGACCCGUGUUAAUCACCUUGGCAACACACCUGAUGGUGAAGCCAGUCGCUACGAGUGGACAUUGCCGCAUUUCCCCUCCGGUGAAACGCAGCGAUGUGUAAUGCGAAUCAGAUAUAACAUCACUACUGGAGACUACAAUCCACAGACGACUGAUUCUAAUUCUAAUGGUGAUGCAUCUCCUGUCAAAAAUGCCCCCGAUGUUGACAUCGUGGCCGGUGUCCAACUCUCUCUUGCUGUCAACACAGCUCAGUAUGGUCGCACAUUCCAAGAUCGCUCCCAUGCUAUGCUGAUGAUGCCACGACCUGCUGGAUUGGAAUCGUCCACAAUCUAUAACCUGAACGUCCGAGGGAAACGCGGCAACCUGCAGCAGACAAUCCCAGCAGUAGAAUAUGACUUCAUCCCCAAUAAUCUAGAGAUUACUGAUGGUGAUCUAGUACACGUACAGUGGACAGGAUCUAAUACUCACAAUAACAACAACGAGGGUAAUGCUGGAGAAGGAAAAGCCGGCAGCGAUCGCAGCAAUGUUGUUCAGCUGGAAGAUAGACUCAAGAACUAUCCACUGUCCUUUGAGGAGACUACGAUGUGGACCAACUCACAUGUGAAGUGGAUCUACUUCCAAGACACUCCUAGCAUCACUGCAAAGGACUUGGUGAUCAACCUAGCUACGUCAGGAUACUACCAAUGCGAGAAAACUGCAACCUGUGGCGAUGAAUCAGUUGAAACAAAGGUGGCAGCGAACAAAGCUCUGAAUAAAGAUCUGAAUAACGCACCAGCCUCAUAUGGGGGCGCCCUGAUUCAGUUCCCUAGUGGGGAGUACUUCUAUAUUUGUACUCGCAACAACAACUUUACCAACCGGAGCCAGAAAGGUCGCCUGCUCGUCAAGCAACAGCAGUGAGUCUAUAAUCCAAGGAUGGGACUCUUCAAUUUUGGGCUCAUUAUUGGAUGAUAAAUCUGAAUUUUCGGAGCUGUUAUGAGUCGUAGCUCACGGCUUUCAGCACGUCUAAUUAAGAUAUACUAAUUAUAAGACAUCACUCAACAGGAUCUGAACUACAAGUAUUUUAUGGAAUUGAAAUCAUAUAUUAUGGGUGUCUUCAUUAUUGAGAAUGUAUUAUAAUAUUUGCCAUUGGUUUGCAACACCGACAUCAAACACAGCAGGAGUGCCCCAUAAUAGUUGGCAGAGUACUCAAGACAAAUACCCACAAAGAUAUGUGUUACAUACAUUCUUUGGACAUUCAUUUUACUGGCGCACUUACUCAAGCCUAUAAGACAUCCAGCUUGGUGUUGCAUACACUCUGUGGAUAUCAUUUUACUUGCGCACUAACUCGAGCCAAGGAGACAUCUAGCUCUGUGUUACGUACACUCUGUGAACAUGAGUUUUACUGGACCACUAACUCGAGCCAAAUAGACAUCUAGCUCUGUGUUACAUACACUCUUUGGACAUUCAUUUUACUGGCGCGCUACUCAAGCCUAAGAGACAUCCAGCUCUGCGUUACAUACACUCUUUGGACAUUCAUUUUACUGGAGCACUAACUCGAGCCAAGAUACAUCUAGCUCUGUGCUACAUACACUCUGUGGACAUUCAUUUUACUGGCGCGCUAACUCAAGACUAAGAGACAUCCAGCUCUGUGUUACAUACACUCUUUGGACAUUCAUUUUACUGGAGCACUCUUUCGAGACAAGAGACAUCUAGCUCUGUGUUACAUACACUCUGUGGAUAUUCAUCUUACUGGCGCGCUAACUCAAGCCUAAGAGACAUCCAGCUCUGUGUUACACACACUCUGUGGACAUUCAUUUUACUGGAGCGCUAACUCGAGCCAAAGAGACAUCUAGCUCUGUGUUCCAUUAUUAUUAUAACGUGCACUCUGUGGAAAUUCAUUAUACUGUCACAUUAACUCAAGCCUAAAAGACAUCCAGCUCUGUGUUACAUACAAUCUGUGGGCAUUGUUAAUGUGCACUUAAACACUGUUCACAACAUUGUGUUUGAACGUGUAUGUCCACAAAGUGUUUCAAGUCCCUACAUGGGUCCUCCUUUGUUCUUAUAUUAGGUCAGUUGCUAAUGAAAAGUAAACACACAUCAAACCCUGCAGUGAAGAUUCAUUAUAAGCAACAUCAACUAUUAAUUUUAUUUCCAUGAGACUAUGCAUUUUGCAAUUUACCAUUUGGCAUGUGAGUGACUGUGGAUAAUAAAGUAAAAAUCAAGUGAUUUUUAAUGCUCAAA